AUGCUUUGCGUCCGACCAGAGCGAGAAGGAGACGCUGCGGCCAUCCGGCGAGUGGUGUAUGCCGCGUUUGAGCAUCACACUGCCAUCACUGAACACCGCAUUGUGGACGCCCUGCGCCAGGACGGUGCCCUCUCCGUCUCGCUCGUGGCAGUUGAGGCGAUCGAAAGCGGUGAUGGGGAGGUAGUGGGCCACGUGGCGCUCUCGCCAGUCCAGGUGGAUGGCAACGCGUGUGGCUGGUAUGGUCUUGGCCCGGUGGCGGUGCGACCUGACCGUCAGGGGCGUGGGUACGGCAAGAUGCUGGUGGCGCGAGCCAUCGAGGAGGCUCGCGGGAGCCUGGCCGCGGCUGGGCUGGUCGUGUUGGGCGAGCCGGCCUUCUACGGCAAGUGGUUCGGGUUCGCUACGCUGGAGGGUCUCACGCUGGAGGGCGUUCCCGCCGACCACUUCAUGGGCCUUUGCCUUCUGCCACCACACGAGGAUCACGAAGGCCGGAUCUCGAGCGCUGAUGAUGGAACUACUGUGGUUGCUCGAACUGCCCCACCAUGUCCAGUCGGGAAGGUGACCUUUCACCCUGGCUUCUCCCUGUCGUAG
Messenger RNA from Acanthamoeba castellanii str. Neff, 588 nucleotides. Its product is annotated as GCN5related N-acetyltransferase. Gene Ontology annotation, molecular function: acyltransferase activity, transferring groups other than amino-acyl groups. The transcript has 2 exons. The record is from RefSeq and is a predicted model, not a curated record. Lineage: Eukaryota; Discosea; Longamoebia; Acanthamoebidae. Bases 1 to 588 code for a protein of 195 amino acids.